AUGUCAGCCGAGCCUGUGAUCUCGACUGGUGAUGUGGAGCGAAUGCUACGUNNCGACGUCGAUGCACCCCUUCAGGAGAGGUCGCUCGACUUCAGGAUCCUCGUCGAGCCUCCUCUUCUAUCAGCCACCAUCACGGAUCUCUGCAACGAACCUCUUUUCUUUUCUGGAUAUCUCUCUGAAGAAGAACCAAUGUCGUCCGACGAUUCUAGUCUUUCAUCAAUGUCUAUCAGCACCGUUGCCGACGAGUUUGUCGACGAACUCGAAACAAACUUUCCGGAACUAUUGGCCGAGGAAUGCAGCUUUGUCGAACAAGUCCAAUGCAAUCAGGCUGAAGUUGUGACUCUUGUCUCGCCAGGCAAGGCCAAGAUGGUUCGAGUCUCUAGAGUCAACUUGAGUGCUUCGUCAUCACCAAUCCUCAAAAGACCAACAACCUCGUCAAGUCUCAAGUCCAAUGGCAACUUAUCACGUCUCAGCAUCAUAUCGAUCAGAGCACACAGCCACGAUGGAUCUGUCGCUUCACCUAAAGUGGUGUCUCCCAAGAUGCCUUCGACACCAGAACUCGAGACGGGCUCGUCCGGCUCUCAAACACCUACAUCCAGCCACAGCCCCGCCACACCAGAUUCUCCAGCCUCCGCCUACUUUGACGCUCUCACCAGCCCGACAUACGUGACUUCAUGCCCACCCAAACAUCGCAUGUCUCGUAACGGAUAUCAUCUCAAGCUACCGAGCAUGGGUAGACAACGUCCUGGAUCAUCUCAAUCCAUGACGGCAGCCCCGCUUACUGCCCCUCUCGCAGCUCCAUCUUCGUUCUUGAAACCGAAGAUGGUUCCUCGAGGCGCUAGUGAACGUAUGGCAUCUCUGGAUCUACCUCCCUACCCUCGCGAAUCAUUCCAACCUCCUCCUCCUCAGAGCCGUUGGACCAUUCGCAAGGACUCCGUCAGUUCCGUCUCUUCCAAGGAAAUGCCUAGAUUCCGGCUCAGACGAGCCGAGAGCGGCGUCCUGCCAUCCUGGCGAUGA
Aureobasidium musti is the source of this 1017-nucleotide messenger RNA. The record is from the annotation of a GenBank genome assembly. NCBI's taxonomy places the organism in Eukaryota, Fungi, Ascomycota, Dothideomycetes, Dothideales, Saccotheciaceae.